AAUCUUGAGAGAAUGUUACACUUGAAAAUUCUGACACACACAAUCACAAAAUAUACACUUUCCGAUUUCAAAAUCAAAUUUUUAAAGACAACGUUUUUCUUCAAAAUUCUUUACAAUCCGCCAUGAAAUGCUGCAGGGCACCCAAAGUACCACCUGAACAGAUUCCACACGAAGAACACUUAACAAUGGGACGCAUUUUCGACGAGGACUUCGAGUGUAUGCGUCGCAUGGCUCAGGGCAUUUGCCAGACACUGCGAAGGCCCAAGGAUCGGGAGCUAUGUCAGAGUAUUCUCAAUCAGUUGACCAAUUUCCAGCAAGUGGAAUCCGUGGCGGUGAAAAAGAAUGUACGAAAAUUUAUGAGUUUCUAUUUGAAGGUGUUGAGAUGGGCCCAAAAGUAUCAGCCUAUAGCUGUAUAUCGACAGUGGUAUGGCGAUUCGUUUCGCAAUGAUGUGAGCACUGCAGCUGGUAAUCCUGGAGAGAUACAUGUUUGGCUAGAUGAAGGACACUCGUACCUGGCCAUGAAAACCUUUGAAGAUGGUUCCGUUAUUAUGUACUCUGCUGUGGCCACAGAUCCCUCAGCCGGUUGGGUUGAAUCGGGCCUGAAAGCGUUGACCCAACUCCAGAGUGGUUGCCCACUUCGUUCAGAUGACAAAACUGAAUGUUAAAUUACAUUUUAAUAAUAUGUGAGAUAUAUAUUUCUUUAGGUGGACGGAACAAUACAAACAAAUUGAGACAGAAGAUAAUCCACGAUUUGACGGAAUGUGAUGACUAUGUGUGAUACGAAAUACAACAUAUUUUAAAUUAAUAAAUUACAAUGGUAUAAUUCCUUUUGAAA
This is a messenger RNA of Drosophila willistoni, 835 nucleotides long. RefSeq lists its product as uncharacterized. The coding region runs from base 123 to 665 and encodes 180 amino acids. The transcript has 2 exons. NCBI's taxonomy places the organism in Eukaryota, Metazoa, Arthropoda, Insecta, Diptera, Drosophilidae. The record is from RefSeq and is a predicted model, not a curated record.